Messenger RNA from Acanthopagrus latus (yellowfin seabream), 1739 nucleotides. It is a transcript of the gene tmem160, whose product is annotated as transmembrane protein 160. The transcript has 4 exons. Lineage: Eukaryota; Metazoa; Chordata; Actinopteri; Spariformes; Sparidae. The coding region runs from base 122 to 790 and encodes 222 amino acids. The record is from RefSeq and is a predicted model, not a curated record.
AGAACUCACUUCCGGGUUGUCGUCGACAAGGUGAGAGUUCACAAGGCAUGCGGAGGUCGUGUUGUGCUUUUUCGCCUUUAGCUCGUGUUUUUUUAGCCACUCGGGACCGACUCGCGAUGUGAUGGCUUUCCUGAGUUUGUUCCUGAGAAGGCAGCUGCUGCCGGCCGCGUUCCACUUCGCCCGGAUAGCGAAGCCGGCCCGGCCUCGGUGCGCCGGAGCGCCGCUGAGGAGGCUGCACGGCUCGUCGCGGCUGCGGGUCGUGGAGAAGGGACCGUGGGGGAAGAGCCGGGGGCCGGAGCAGCAGUACCAGCUCUCAGACCUGGACAAGGCGGACGCUCUGAUGCUGAGAAAGUCUCAUGAGACAGGAUUCCUCUCGUGGUUCAGGAACGGACUGCUGGCGACCGGCAUCGGAGUCAUCGCGUUUGUCCAGAGUGAAGUGGGGCGAGAAGCAGGAUAUGCCUUCUUCAUCCUGGGAGGCGUUUGCGUGUCGUUUGGCGGCGCCUCGUACAUCGGCAGCCUCUUUGCUUUGCGGAGGAUGAUGCUGAUGUCUGUGCCUGCUCUGCUGCUCCAGAGCGCAGCGGUCGGCAGCGUCGCCCUCUUCUGGCUGUGCGCGGUAUCUCUCUACAUCGGCCGGCUGGAGGUGGAGAUCAUCCACGAGGACGAGGAGGGAGAGGAUGAGGAGGAGUGCCAGGAGUGCCGCGAGAGGCGUGAGCACCGGGGCUACCGCGGCUCCCAUGACAGCAGACAUCAUGACAGCGAGGACAAUGACGGCAAGGGAGCGAACAAGUAGAUGCUGAAUGGAGAGCAGGAAAGCGUGUGUGAUGCUUUGAUUCAGGGUUUCCCUCGUGUGUGUGUGUGUGAGUGUGUGUGAUCGAUGUAAAGAUUAUUGUGAAAGGGGAAAAAGACUUUUAGACUUUUUCGGAAAAAUGGUCAGAAAAUGCUGAAAUCUUGGUAGUUCAACUUCAUUCACCACAUCCAUUUCUUUCCUAAGAUUUCUUAUAAUCAGACAUUUUCAAAGCUGCUUCACUUACAUUAUCAGUAAGCCAGAAAAAUGUAUUGAUUUUUAUAAACCUUUUUUUUUUUUUUUUUACAUCCUCACAUUCAUAGACACACUGAAAGCAUCAUAUUUGUUCAAUUAUACUUUUCACUGCACUGUAUGCAAUAAUUUUUCAUUUUUGGGGUCAUUUCUGUGGUGUUUCGCUGCCGACUGUUGGUGGAUGCUAUUUAUUUUAUCAUUAAUUAACUGGGAUUGAAAUACUUGAAGUUUUCAUUUAAGUCUUGGAAAAUAAGACAAACCAGUCAAACAAGAUCAUUGUGGGCUCAGAAUAUAUUUUUUACAGAGGUUGAAGUUCCCCUGUGGAGUAAUUUUUUUAUUUAGUUUUGUAAAGCCAAUAGCACUUUUGUCAGUUUUUGUUUCUCAUUAGACUUUUGGAAACAAAGAGUAUUUUUCAAAGUUUUUUUUCCUGUGGUUGUAUAUUUUGCUCUGUAUUGUUGAUAUACAUGUACAGUACUUAUAUGUAAACCACAAACCGUUUUUACCUUUUGAGUGAAUGUCACUUUGAUUUUGUGAUCACUACAAAUGCCGUCUUAACGGGUGUAAAAAAUAGUGAUAGUGUUGACAAUAUUGGAGUUUGUUCACAAUAGUUGGUUCACUAUUGUUUGCUCUUAUUUGUGUUUGCGCCACUUUCAAUGCAUCAUACUGUACAUACAGUAAUAAAGCGAGAAGAAAUCUGUCCAGA